AUGGAUGAAAAGCAAGUGAAGAGAAGGAUAGUGUUGGUUCCAGUAUCAGCGCAAGGGCACGUCACUCCUAUAAUGCAACUCGGGAAAGCUCUUCACUCCAGAGGCUUCUCCAUCACUGUUAUUCAGACAGAGUACAAUCGAGUUAGCUCUUCCCAAGAUUUCUCUGAUUUUCAGUUCCUCACCAUCCCAGGUACUUUGACUGACUCUGAUCUUCAAAGCCUCGGAGCACUCCAGUUUCUGAUGAAGCUCAACCAAAUCUGCGAGGCAAGCUUCAAGCACUGUUUUGGUCAACUAUUGCAAGAACAAAUCAGCCGUGAUGAUAUUGCUUGUGUCAUAUACGAUGAGUAUAUGUACUUCUCUGCAGCUGCUUUUAAGGAGUUUCAACUUCCUACUGUUAUCUUCACUACUACUAAUGCUACUGCCUUUGUCUGUCGCUCUGUUUUUGCCAAAGUCAACGCUGACAAGUUCUUGAUCGAAAUGAAAGAUCCUGAAGUGCAAAACAGUUUGUUUCCAGGGUUGGAUCCUCUAAGGUACAAGGACCUGCCAACUUCAGCAUUUGGGACAAUAGAGGAUAGCAUCAAGCUUUACAGUGAAGCUGUUAAGACUCGAACAGCUUCAGCGGUUAUCAUCAACUCAGCUACCUGUCUAGAGAGUUCGUCUUUGUCACGGCUGCAACGAGAACUACAAGUUCCGGUUUACCCUGUAGGCCCACUUCACAUUGCAGCAACUUCUGCGUCUUCUAGUUUACUUGAAGAAGAUAGAAGCUGCAUUGAGUGGUUGAACAAGCAGAAACCAAGCUCAGUGGUUUACAUAAGCUUGGGAAGCUUAGGUCGAAUGGAAACCAAAGACAUGUUGGAGAUGGCUAAGGGGUUGAGUAAUAGCAACCAACCUUUCUUAUGGGCGAUCCGACCCGGUUCCAUUCCCGGGUCAGAAUGGAUAGAGUCCUUACCAGAGGAGUUCGGUGAGGUGGUUUUAGAGAGAGGUUACAUUGUGAAAUGGGCCCCGCAGAUGGAAGUUUUAAGACAUCCUGCAGUAGGAGGGUUCUGGAGUCACUGUGGAUGGAACUCAACGUUGGAGAGCAUUGGGGAAGGUGUUCCAAUGAUCUGCAGGCCUAUUAGUGGAGAUCAGAAAGUCAAUGCGAGGUAUAUAGAGAGAGUUUGGAGAAUUGGGAUUCAACUGGAAGGAGAGAUGGAGAAAGAAACUGUGGAGAGAGUUGUGAAGAGGUUGAUUGUGGAUGAAGAAGGAGCAGAUAUGAGGAAGAGAGCUAUGGAUUUGAAAGAGAAUGUUGAAGCCUCUGUUAGAAGUGGAGGUUCCUCAUGCAGCUCACUAGACGACUUUGUCAACUCUUUGCAGACGAAGAACUUCAUGCAGCAAUGAGAUAGUCUUUGUUCAAAGUCAAAGAUGUAAGAAAUUCAUUCUGCUCGUUGUUAUUCUCAGGGUUUGGAUAAUUUAAAUCCUGUAUUGACCAUUGAUGGGAAAAUCAAUCUAGCAAACUUAAAACAAGCAUGUGAUUGCUCAGCAUAUGUUAGUUGAAUCGCAUUUAAUAGCUUAAUGUCUCUUUUUUUUUGAACUGAGCUUAAUGUCUCUUAAACUAACAUUUUCUCCUAAAUCACAAUGCCC
This is a messenger RNA of Eruca vesicaria subsp. sativa (arugula), 1620 nucleotides long. The record is from the annotation of a GenBank genome assembly. Lineage: Eukaryota; Viridiplantae; Streptophyta; Magnoliopsida; Brassicales; Brassicaceae.